UCUGUGUUUGCUUACUUGCUAGUUCUAGCAUCCAAUGCCCUCUAAGCGUGAUUUGCAACCAGCCAAUCAGGUAAUGAAUAAACUUAUCGUUAUUUUAUGUGACAGUGGGGAAGACACGCAGUCAUGGCCAUGUCUCUGGGUGAUGACACACUGCUGUGUAAUUUUCCAAAGUGUCGGGCCAAGUUAAGUGGCUUUGCUUGGGUCACGGCCUGCUCGCACGUUUUCUGUGAUCAGCAUGGAUCUAGUGAGUUCACCCGCUCCCCUGCUAUCUGCCCAGCGUGCUCCUCUGCACUGUCUGGGAAGUUGGACAUUGUCAGGACAGAAUUAUCACCAUCCGAAGAGUACAAAGCCAUGGUGCUGGCAGGUCUGCGACCAGAUAUAGUUUUGGACAUCAGUGCCCGAGCCCUGGCCUUCUGGAGCUAUCAGGUCCAUCAAGAGCGCAUGUAUCAGGAGUACAGUAUGUCACGUGCUGAUGCACAACUGAAGCAAAUGGAGAAGAUUUUGACCCAACAGAACCAAAGCAGAGAACUAGAGCUGAACGCAAUGAGGGGGGAGAUCACCUCCCUAAAGAAAGUGAUGGAAGAGUACAAAAGGAAGUACAGUGAGGUGUCUGAGAGGCUGAUGGAGAGGAACAGGCAGUACCAGAAGCUUCAGGGCCUGUAUGACUCCCUGAGGCUGCGUAACAUGGUGGUAGGAGCUGGGGACAGAGACAUGGCACCACAACUUGGACAAGACUUAAACACUGCAGUGGCUCGGCAGGCGACUCCUCAGAGAAGCCCCCAGUUCCUGCCGCUCGGCCCCAAUGUGGACAGUCGUUUCUUCUCUUGCCUGGAGGCUGAUGGAGCCAAGACUUUCUUCCAGUUCAGCUCCCCAGCCAGAGAUAAGAGCCGAACCUCCAUCAUCAAACACUGA
This is a messenger RNA of Melanotaenia boesemani (Boeseman's rainbowfish), 912 nucleotides long. Its product is annotated as E3 ubiquitin-protein ligase CCNB1IP1. The transcript is spliced from 5 exons. Gene Ontology annotation, molecular function: ubiquitin protein ligase activity. Gene Ontology annotation, biological process: reciprocal meiotic recombination. NCBI's taxonomy places the organism in Eukaryota, Metazoa, Chordata, Actinopteri, Atheriniformes, Melanotaeniidae. The record is from RefSeq and is a predicted model, not a curated record. The coding region runs from base 124 to 912 and encodes 262 amino acids. Gene Ontology annotation, cellular component: synaptonemal complex.